UAGUGGAUGUUUUAGUAUGGUUGAUAAUUUUUUCCUUUCAAAAACAAACGUGACUUAACCAUUUAAGGUGACAAUAAAAUGCAUCGAAGCGUUAUCUGAUUUAAAGUCUCAGUACAGCGUUGUUGCUUUGGGGCUUCCUCAACAUUUAGAACUACAUCUCCACUUAUCUCUAAAACGUUUGGUUCUGUAAUCUAUCAUGUAAUCGCUGAAGAAUCAUCACCGAAAACAGUAGCUGUAAGUACUAGGCCCAUUAUAUUAGGGAGAUGAAUGCAGUGUUCUGCGUUAGGAAUCAUGUUCUUUUAUAUUAACACUAAUAUUGUACUAUAUUUACAACUUCGAAAGUAGCUCUAAUAAUUUCGUUUCGCUGCGCUAAUGGGGUAUGGAAACUUGAACCGAUGUGGAUGCUUACCAGGUUAUACUUUGCAUUUGACUGACUGAUAUUAGGGGUCCUGAAUAUUACGAAAUGAUAAUGAUGGCUAGUAGCUAAACGGUGUAAUAACAUGUUUUUCUCAAAUAAUUUUGCAAUAUAUUUAGUUUUCAUUUGACAGAAUUAGUUUGAGACGUUGUUCAUAGGUUUUUCCGAGAACAUUAGUUUCAGUGAUUACUAAGUUUACUCGGUAGAUUUCUAUAUUUGUCAAUAAUUGUGUAAAUAUAUCAUACAGCUGUCAUUUAUCCCUCUGAUUUGUAAGUAGUUUGAAAUUAUGCGUACUUUAUCUAUAAAAACUCUAAUCAACCCAUGCUUAUCGUGAUAUGUGGACUUUACAUAAACAUACACCUUAGUGGGGUAACGUUUUUCAGUAACCCAUAUAUUAGUUAUGAUCUACUAUCUGAAGUGUGCAAUCAUGCUGAACUUCCGGUAUUAAAAAAUUAGCCUUAAAAUUUGUAUUUCUUAGAGAUAGAGUUACUCGAAAUAACUAUUUAGAGUAAGUAUUUACACACAAUUAGAGCCUCAUAAUGCCAAUAUAAGGUAGUUGGUUGUUUAGAGAUAAUAGUAACGAUAGCUAUUUACUUUUUCCAAUUCAUGAAGUUACAUAUCCUUUUAGAUAAUUAGAAAAUCUUUUUUUUGACCCCAGUUGCUUUUCUUAAGUUUAAGUAUUGUCCUUUUUCCUGUUCUUUGUAUUAAGUAUUUAUUUCCAUUGUUUACCGGUCAGUGCAUUGAAAAAUAUUUCACUUUCAUUGAAACAGAUAAUAUUUUGCUGUUACUGACAAACAAAAAUUAAACCAUGUCUACUACUGGUGUUAGGUUCUGUCUCGCAGUCCCAAAGUCGUUAAAACAUCCAAAAUAUUCCGAUAAUACCUAUCAAGUACGUGUUGCUCAUAGACUAGCUGAAUGUCUUAAAACGUCCAUUAUGGAAAACCGUCUAAUGUCAACUUUUGUUCCUACUGACAGACAGAUUAACAUUGAGUGUGAUGACCAGCCAGUAUUUACAUCUUGUUGUACAAUUGAUGAAACACCAACUGAUUUGAAUAAUUGUGGUCAUUCUACACACUUUGUUCUGAUAUAUAUACCAAAGUUGUGGCUUAAACAAUGUGCAUCAUUACUAAGACCGGAUUUAUCAAUCGAUAAACAAGAACUCAAUAAUUGUGUUCAAAAGUUAACCGAUGGUCAAACAGCUUGGCUUGCCGAACUCGCUAUUCGUAGUUUAGUUUUGUCUAAGGCACAUAUUAAAAGUCUUGUAUGUGAUUUGGGUUUGUCCUUAAAUCUGAUUGAUAAUAUUGAUGAGUAUAUUUUAUCAAAUCGUCCAGCUCUAUUCAUCUUAGAGUAUUUAGGACUAAUAUCUAAUUUAACUAGAAGUCAUGACAAAAUGGAGAGACGAUCUAUAUGGACCGAUCAUUUCUCCACUUUAAAUGUAUUUCCGAAUUCGGAGAAAUUACGUCAGUAUCUUGGUGAUUCAAUUGGAUUUUAUUUUGUUUGGAUGAAGUCUUAUUGUGUUUAUUUAACUUGUCCGUUAAUCGCUGGUUUAUUUUGUCAAGUGUUCAAUUUACUAAAUGGUCAACAUUUUGAAGAUAAGCAAGUAUCACUGGGAAUUCAUUUAGUUUAUACUAUUUUCAUGAUAUUAUGGGCUGUUAUCUGUACUAAACUGUGGCAACGUGAGUAUAUUUCUUGUGUCGAUCGAUGGUCUGGCAAUGCCUUAAUUGAAUUAGCAGCAAAUGACUUAGCUUGGCUGUUUAACUUUAUUGAUCAGAGACCAACUUUUCACGGCACUUGGAGACAAAGUCGCGUUACUGGCUUGAUGGAAUUGCACUAUCCCGCAGCUAAACGUCGAUUACGUUAUGUGGCAUCCGGUUUCAUUACACUAGCAUGUUUGUUAUGGGCUAUAUUUGUAAAUAUUGCCCUGUUGAAUAUGGAAGUAAGUCAUCUUAUCAUUACGCAGAAUGCUUUAAUAGAGUUAUUUACUUGUUAUAGAGGUACAAUUGAGGUAAACCUAAAUGGUGGAUCUUUAAUUCGCCCACCAAAACAUUGCCCACAUCCUAGAUAAAUAGAUUCCAGAAGACGAAACCUUUUUCAAGUCAAUGGAUGUAUUAUCAGCGAAUUACAGCUGUCAUUUAUAUACUUAAUGUUAAGUAAUUGAAGAUCAUUUAGUUUAUGAAAAUUGAGAUUUAAAAAAAAGAAAGCUCAAAUUUUUAACGUAGAACUGUUCUGGCAUUUGAAACAAUAACCAUUGGUUGAUAGAUCAAGUGGGAGCAAUGUGUCACAUUGUAAUUUAUACACAUUUAACGAAUGAAAAUUGGGAUGGGAUAUGCUGCCUAUAUUUCAAUAAUAACCUAUACAGUGUCACUAUAGUUUCUUUCUUAAUAUAAUGGAUUUAGUAUAGCUGAAUUUUUGCUAUCAAUCGAACCCAAGACACAAUCCUUUCAAGAUUUACAUACCCUAAUACAAAAUUAAUCAAUUGUAGUCAAUAUCAACAACAACAAAAUACAAACCUAUACAUAUAAUUAAAAUCACGGAUAGUUUAAAAUAUUUUUCUCUCUUAGGUAUACUAUGAUAAUACGUUAUAUGAUUAUGAGACUAGUCACGUUAUGCCAGGUAUAAGAUUCACAACUCAGAGUAGAAAACCAGAUAAAUACUAGUUAAUAAUCUAUUCAACACAGUUACAAGCAGUCAAACUUAUUGAGUCCUGAGUAGAAAUCAAUAGCAGGAAAUCACAUAUUUAAUAGUCAGUAAGCUAAGUGCCUGUUUGUCCAUGCUCACCAACCAAUUAUACUUUCACUACCAUAUCAAUAAUAAAUAUCUUGAUUCAUCUCUAAAGUUUUAGUGUUAAACACGAAUAUAUUAUUAGCAUAUUUCACAAAUUGUAUAGUCGACAGUCAACUGAAGAGUUGUAGCCUGUUCAAACUUUCUAAUGGAAUUCAUUGGAUAGGCGCCUUUUAAUCUUUUGAAAUUUAGUAUCUCCGAAUGUUUUUGGUGAAGUGAAUUAAUUCUCAUUUCUUCUCGUCCAGUCAAUCUUCUUUUGAAGUAUUCAACAUUCAUGCUUAAAGUUCACGAAGAUACCGUACAUCUUCGUAAUUCUACAUACUAAUAUUUUUUCAAGUUGAUCUGUUUAAAAGAUUUAUUUGUUUUAAUACACAAUGAAACGGUCCUAUUUCUUGGAUAAGCUUUUAGGCACUAUUUUUAGUAGUCACACUGUCAGUAUCACAGUAUGAUCAAACUGCUCAGUUUAGCGUAGUUUCAUAAUAACAUGCGAAAGAACCCUCUACCUAUUAAAAGGAAAGUAGUCUACCCAACCUUUCGGCGUGCUUUAUCUUAUAGCUGUGAAACAUUAUUUUCCAAUGUAGAGGAGAUAAAUAGGUUAGUAGUAUUUGAUUAUAGAUGUCUUCGAAACUGUUAACACAUGAAAGAACAAUCAAAUGAGUGUUGCUGAGGAUAGGGACGUAGGGUAUUAGGUAAAAAGACGAAAACUAUUUGUGAGUCCUCGUUAACUGACUAACUUUUUGAAAUAUAUGAUUAUUGUAUGGUCUGAAUCGACUAUUGUUUGACGACUGUUUUCAUUAUUCACUAUAUAUUGUUAAUCUAAUAAGUAAUUCACAGUCAUACUAUUUUAUUUGCAUCUUUUAUGUUUUGCUUUGUUUUAUUACGAUAACUUCAUCAUUUUAAAACAUGAUGUUUUAUUUGAUCAAAGUUUAUAUGUCCGGCUAUCUCAGCAUUACAUUCACCAGUUCGGCAAUUAUCUCAACAUUUUAUUGUACCAAUAACUUUACUGCUCUUUCAGCAAUUGCUAGGAUUAUUCCUACUGCUUAUGAUCAAAUAUUCCUGUAAGCUUGUAUCUACCUAUAUAAAGUCUUUUGAUCAGUUGGCUGAAACGAAUAAUCUCACAUAGCGGUGGAUUGUUUCAAAAUUGUAAAGCUCAAACUGAAAGAAUAAGAUAUUAACAUAAAUUAUUUGACAGAUAAUAAAUAAUAUUGAGUAUUUAGUGUUUAGAAACAAUCUUGAGGAGUGCUUGAAUACAUGCUUCGUCUUAAUUAACAUUCAUUACAAAGGUGUGUUUCCAUUCUUGAGAAAACUGAUGUUUUCUGUCAGAUUCAGAGUCGAAGUAUACAGGAAAGUUGAGCAACAUUGCAAGUUGAUAUAUAGAUAUCAGUCAGCAGUAAAGGCUAUUGCAUAUUGUUGAACACGAACUGGUUAUAAUGACAUUUUCCUACCCCGAGAACUUCCACUAAGUAAACCUAUAUUAUAUAGUUUAGACAAUCAAAUAUAUCAUCAUUUUGUAUCGUUUCUUAACGUAAUCACUAAAUUUUUGUGACCUUUAUCGUACUUUAGCUCACACUUGAUAUCAGAAAAGACAUUGACCAGACAAUGAACUUAAUUGUACUCUAAGACAUCCUUUAGCAUUCUUAGCUUUGUCUGUAUUAAAAUGUACAUUGUGUUUUGGUUUUUCAUUACUUUCAUCAUCAUAUCAGAAGAAUAUUGUCUUUUAAUGAUUAAUUUAUGUUCAUUAUAUUCAUUCAUUUCAGUCAUUAUUAGAUUUGAUUAUCUUUUUAUUUAUGUAAAUUAUAUGGUUAACUGCUUAUGUAAUAAUUUCAAUAGUUGCGAUGAUGAGUCAGUUGAAGCUAGAUCACUAUGGAAAACCUGGAAACACUGGAAGGCCAUCUUGUCUUACUGUGGGACUCCUCAGCAGCGCGCAUCCACGACCCCGCCUCGCGGGAUUCGAACCUAGGACCUAUCAGUCUCACGCAUGAGCGCUUAAUCACUAGACCACUAUAAUAGUCGAGAAAUAAUCCUAAACUUUUAGUAUAUAGUAUAGUAUUUAUUAUAUUUUGAUAGUUUUACUAAUUUCAAGCAUAUUUCGAUAGUAAUAUUAUAUGCAUAAAAUUUUAUGUAAAUAAUACUUACAUCUUAAAACCUUUAGUAUUGUAUAGUAACACAAACAGUAAAUAUUGUACACUGAAAAGAAGUGAAAAUAAUCAAAAUAUCAUCACAAAUCAAUAGUAAGCAAAUUAAAAUGAAAGAACAAAUAGUUAUUCACGUUACUUAACUAUUCAUUAAAUUUUUUCUUUAGUCAUCUAUCUAAAAGAGUUAUGAUAAUUCCUAAUACAAAAUAUUAUGGUUUAUUUAACUAAUUUAGUGUCCUACGAAAAAAAAAUAGCAUUACAUAACAUUGGAGAGUAAGUCAAAUUAUAUUAUGAGUUUUGUUAAAAUUUACUUUACACUAAUUCAAACCCUAGAAUAUCAGUAACAGAAAAUUAAAUUCACAGUGAUUCAAUUUUCAAAUCGGAUCACGUAUGUUUAUUGUUUUAGAUGCCAAGAAUAAGACUGGACCUCUUUUUCUUAAUUAUCCACAAUUUUCAAUGUUUAAUUUUAAAAAAUAUCAUUCUUUGAUAAGAACUUACUUUUAAAUAUGCAAGAAUUUUUCAAUUUAUUUAGGUCAAUCGUAAUUUAUGAACGUAUCUAAAGCAUUAGUUUGCUAUAUGUAUUCACAAUACUGGAUAAAUAUUUAUGGUAUGUCUCAAUACUUUUAAUAAUUAAUUAAGAUGUAGAAGAGGUUUAGAAAGAAGACUAGGUGCGUAUUAGUUUCGACAUAGAUAUAAAUUAGUAGAAAUUAUUGUUUCUUAAACUGACUUACUCCUACUACCCGUUGUGGAGGUGCACGAGCCCCCCACCAGCAUUGUCCAUCGAACUCCGUAUUGGGCAAUCCUCUCCGAUUUGUUUCACGUUGCUACUCAUUCCUUUGAUGUCUGCCUCCGAUUCUCGGCAUAGCGUGUUCUUCUGGCCUUUCUUUUUUCCAUUUCCCUUCAGGAUUCCAAGUUGGUGAUUACCUUAAUGUGUGUCCUAUUCGCCUCUAACGUCUUUUCCUAAUUUCCUAUCCAGCUGGAAGCUCGUUUGUUCUCUCCCACAGUUGGCUGUUGCUGGUGAUAUCCGGCCAACGGAUAUUGAGUAUCUUGCGUAGACAAUUGUUUAGAAAUACUUGAACCUUUUAGAUGAUGAUUGUGGUAGUUCUCCACGUCUCAGCCCCGUACAGUGGAAUUGUCUCGACGUUCGUAUUGAAGAUUCUGACUUUGAUAUUGGUUGACAGUUGUUUUGAGUUGUAUAUAUUGUUCAACUGUAGGAAUGCUAUCCUCGCUUUGCCAAUCCUCGCCUUAAUGUCUGCAUCCGAUCCUCCUUGUUUAUUGAUGCUGCUGCCUAGAUGUGGGAGACUUUCCACCUCUUAUAGAAUUUCUCCAUCAAGUGUGAUUGUGUUAAUCCUCUCUGUGUUGUAUUCCAGGAUCAUGCUUUUUCCUCUGUGUAUGCUGAGGCCUGAUGCUGCAGAGGCUGCUGCUAAGCUGACUGUCUUCAUCUGCAUUUGUUCGUGCGUAUGGUAUAGAAGCAAUAGAUCAUCUGUAAAGUUUGAAUCGUCUAGUCGAAUCCAAGCUGUAUAUUGUAUUCCGUACUUUCCCUGAGAUGUGGAGGUCGUCAUAAUCCAAUUAACCACCAGAAGGAAGAGAGGGAGAGAGUAGGCAAACUUGUCUGACUCCGGUCCGCACUUGAAAUGCAUCUGUCAACUGUCAUCCAUGCACGACUUCGCAGUGUAGACCGUCUUUAAAUUCUGGAUGAUGUUGACAAUCUCAGGUACGCCAUAAUGUCGAAAACGUUCCCAUAAUGUUUUCCUAUCCACACUGUCGAAUGCUGUCCCAUAGUCAAGGAAGCUGAUGUAUAGUGACGAGUUCCAUUCAGUUGAUUGUUCAAUGAUGAUCCGCGGUGUCUCAAUUUGAUCUGUGCUUGAGAGGUCCUUGUGGAAUCCGGCCUGUUGAUCUCGAAGUUGGGCGUCGACUGAAUCUUUCAUCUGGUUCAGCAACACUUCGUUGAAUACUUUUCUUGGUACCGAUAGUUGUGUGAUUUCACUGUAAUUGUCGCAGUUGCUGAGAUCUCCUUUCUCUGGUAACCUAAUGAGGUGUCCUUCUCUCCAAUCUCUCGGCACUUGUUUUUUUUUUCCCGAAUCUCCCUGAAUGGAACAUCUUUGCAGUUACUUCCAUAUAUGGCUUCAGUGCUUCAGGUGGUACGUUGUUAGGUCCAGCUGUUUUCUCAAUAGGAAGGUCUACGUGUACUGUUUUCCUUAAACUUAUUCGUAUGGAUAGCUAAGAUCUCGGGGUUCAACGGUGAUUUAAUGUUUAAAACAUUUAGAUUUCAAUGCAAUAAAUCUGAGGUUUGAACCUCACUCCACCUACUUAGGUUUGGAAAUCCUGUUGUUGCCACUAGCCCUAAAAAAUUAUACAACUCAUACUUGGUAUGUGCGUUUUAUCGUCUUCAGUGAUAAAGUUGCUUCCAUACAAUAGGAGUGUUCUGUUAUCACGAUUGUGAAUCUAAAAGAAAUAAAAUGAUUGAUACUUUCGACACAGUAUUAGCAUAGUAUUCGAAACCUUUGUUUGCACAGGUUAGAACUUUUCACAAAAUGGUAUAGCUAAUUACGGUUGAAUAAAACAUAGUUGACUAGUUUCUUAAAGAUAACAAAAAUGUCGGAUUAUAGGUCAUUUUUCGUAUUUUGCUGUCCUUUUUUUAUCUUUUAUCUUCUCACUUCCAUAUUAUCGCUUAGAUUUUUUGUUAUUGUACUGCCUAAUUGUGUCUAACGCCAUAAAUCGGCACAUUUUGACACUGAAUUAAGUUAGUUUAAUUGCGUUAGCUUUAUUUCUAUAGCAAAAGAUAAACAUUCUAAUACACUCUGUAUGAUGUUGAACUCAUGGAAAUUUUUCUACACUAUCAUACAUCCAUGUGUCGUUCGCUUCUCUCUUAGCUGUUGUUGACAUUAUCUUCAUCUCACUUCUUUUCUCACAGGGUUUUAUCGUAGCAGAAAAGUCGCCAUGGUUUCAUAUAGGAUUCGUAAGUCAGUUCGCUGAACCUGAUGCAAUAUUUGAUCCGAACGCCAAUGGAAUAUUAUCGUAUAUUCCUGGGGUUUUACAUUCUUUAAUGGUUUUCGUUAUGAAUCAAAUAAUUUUUCGUGCUAUUGCUGAACAUCUAACCGAAUGGGAAAAUCAUUGUACAAAUAAGGAUUAUGAACGUGCAUUGAUUAUAAAACGCUUCUUAUUUGAAUUGGUUGAUGCAUAUGGUGGUUUAAUUUAUUUAGGCUUUAUAUUAGCUGAUCGUUUGGCAUUACGUUCACUUUUAUUAACAAUGUUUGCUACUGAUUCAAUAAGACGCUUAACACUUGAAUGUAUUAUACCAUACAUAAUUUAUCGAUUUCGUGCAUGGAAAGAAAAACAAUCAAUUGGUUUAAUUAAACGUAACCACAAUAGUGAAAAACCUAUGUAUCAAAUACGUGUUGAACGUGAAUUAUGCGCAGAUAUUUAUGAAUCAUUUGAUGAUUAUUUAGAAAUGGUUUUACAACAUGGUUAUCUUGUAUUAUUUGCUUAUGCAUCACCAUUAUUUAUUACAAUUUUAGCUAUAUUAUGUACAUUUCUUGAAAUACAUUUUGAUGUAUUCAAAUUAUUUUGGGUAACACAAUGUCCUAAAUCAAAUUUAUUACUUAGAGAACAAUCUAUAUGGUUAUUGCUAUUAGGUAUACAAGCUUGGUUAUCUGUAUUAACUAAUGCUGGUUUAUUAAUAUCAGAAAUUCAUCGAUUAGAAAUUUUAACUGAUGUGACUGCAAGCACUAUAUUUCUAAUAUUUGAACAUUGCCUUAUAUUCAUUGCUUUAUGUAUACAUUUUUUAAUAUCUGAUACACCGGUUACUGUACGAGAUGCUAGAUUAGCUCGAGAUUUUGCUAGAGCACGUUUGUUGAGUCCUAAAAAAGAUAAUUAAUUAUACGAAGAUCAUGCUGCACAUAAAUGCACGUAUUACAUAAUACACAAAGUUUAGAAAGUCGUGAUGUGAUAUAUUAGUAAUUGUUUUAGCCUUUUUCACCUACUUAUAUUUAUUAUUUUGUUUGUCCUGAUUACGUUGUAUCUUACUUAAUAUACUUUACAAUUUUAGUAUAUGAAUUUUGUAGACUUUUGUUUGUACUCAUCAAACUUAGACAAUACGUUUUUUUCAAUGAUUUGUUAUUGAAUGAUGUUUUGAACGUUUAUCCAUAAAAGUCAAUACAAAAUGUUGUCUUUCCUAUUAUCAUCCAAUCCAUCAAAAAUCAGUCACAUUUGAUCCUAAGUUAGGAUAAUUUAGAGGACGGUUAAUAUAUCAGUAGCAUUCGUCAACUGUUUCUUCUUAGUCUUAAAUAUCUCAAAAUUGUGCACAUCAUACGAUGUUGAGUUGAAAACUUGUAGGUCUCUCACAAAGCGUGUUACAUUUAGAUAAUUAAACUGGAGUCCAUCAGGGUACAUCUCUAAUUUCAACCAAUCAACUCAAAACAAAUCACUUGUUCAUGUUUAAAGGACAAACCAUUUGGGGAGCACCAGUGGUUGUAAUUAAUUUCCUUAUGUAUUCGAAUCUCUCCAAAUUUAAAAGUGACUAAAUAGUUUGCAUAUUUCUCAGUGACCGAAAGAUCUUAAUACUGUUUCC
Molecule: messenger RNA, 9901 nt
Organism: Schistosoma haematobium
Lineage: Eukaryota; Metazoa; Platyhelminthes; Trematoda; Strigeidida; Schistosomatidae
Exons: 3
Coding region: 1224-2480 (418 amino acids)
Biological process (GO): chloride transmembrane transport
Molecular function (GO): chloride channel activity
Source: RefSeq, a predicted model, not a curated record